Brassica napus (rape) is the source of this 2118-nucleotide messenger RNA. Its product is annotated as eukaryotic translation initiation factor 3 subunit B. The coding region runs from base 615 to 1823 and encodes 402 amino acids. NCBI's taxonomy places the organism in Eukaryota, Viridiplantae, Streptophyta, Magnoliopsida, Brassicales, Brassicaceae. The record is from RefSeq and is a predicted model, not a curated record. Gene Ontology annotation, biological process: translational initiation. Gene Ontology annotation, molecular function: RNA binding; translation initiation factor activity; translation initiation factor binding. The transcript has 7 exons. Gene Ontology annotation, cellular component: eukaryotic translation initiation factor 3 complex.
GUUUUGAAAACUACAUGCUAAGAAAAUAUAGUUAAAAAGGAAAAAAAAAAAUUAUGAUUAAAACUUAAAAGGCAUUUUAAUUUGAUUUUUAAGAAAAGAAAGAAGUAAAUUAAUCCCAAACAAUUUGUAUGUAUCCCAAACACUCUUAGUGAGACAGCAAGCUCUAUAGAAAGAGGUUUUCGGCCUCCAUGGAAAAAGAAAACCUAGCCACUCUGCGUCUGUACUUGGCCGCUCUCAUUCCCUUUUAUCUCUCAGGUAGAUUCAAUCCAAUCAUGGCGAAUCAAGGCGUAGAUACCUGGAAGACUAGAACUCGACGGACGGUUGCGUGGUGAUAUUCUUUUUAUGGCUCUCUAUUUCAUGAUCUUUUUUAUUUCUUCGUGACGGUUUUCAGUUAUAUGUGCUGGGGUUUUUUUUGAACAAUUAAUGGUUCCUGUAUUUAUAGCAAAGCUCGGUCCCAUGAGGGCAUGAGGAAUCAAACAUUCAGACGGAGCGCUCUUACUUGCAUUUUAUCAAGAUCGAAACCAAAAAUACUCUCUGUGAUCUUCCACGCUCUUCUUCUGUGACCAGGAAGUUUUUUAACAUACCCUUGGAGUCCAAGCACCGCAUCUUUUUUCAUGUUUACUGCUGAUAAGAGGGUGCCUUCGCGGUGGUCUCCUCAAGGUACAUUCUUUGUCACAGCAGCUGACCACAACAUGGUCAUUAUUUGGGGCUCAAGAUAUUGUACGGACUUUGGCCAACUCUUGCGUUUUUGUCAUUAUCAGGUAGAAGAGUUUGAUAUUUCCCCAGGUGAAAAAUACCUGGUCACCUAUAGCAAACCAAAACCAAGUGAUCCAAAUGGACUCUGGCUUAAGAUCUUCGAUGUGAAAACUGGGACAGCAAUCGUUGGACUAAAUAAUGUUGAUGUUGCUGAUUCCCCCCAGUGGCCUCUUAUUAUAAGAUGGGCUGGGGGUAAAGAUGAUAAAUUCUUUGCCAUUAUUAGCAAAAACAAGACUGUAGCUGUCUACGAGACCAAGAAAUUCAACCUGUUGGGCAACGCCCCACUGCUCCUUGAUGAUGUUAUAGAUAUUUCCUGGUCUCCUACUCAAGCUGUACUUGCAAUACUGUUGAAAGCAAGUGACAAGCAGCCUGUCAAGGUUGUUCUUCUGCAAUUCCCCAACAACGUUAAGCUGGCCGAGAAGGAUCUUACCGCUAUUCUUGGCGACUGCACGAUGCGCUGGCAGAGCAAUGGUGAGUACCUCGCUGUCAAUACUUACGGGGGAUUUGAGUUUUUCCGCAUCAAAGAGGAAGGCAUACCCACAGAUUCUCUCAGGGUGGACAAGAAGAUCCUGGCUUUUGCGUGGGAGCCUAGCGGUCACCGAUUUGCUGUGAUUUACGGAGACGAACCAACUCUAUCUGUCAGUUUCUACUCGAUGAAGAAGACACCUGGAAAGGUCACAGAGCUUACUACUUUGAGCAACAGGCAAGCAGAUGCUCUAUUUUGGUCGCCCAAAGGCAAUCGCAUUGUUCUUGCUGGAUUGAAAGAGGGCAACCUUGAGUUUUUUGAUGUGGAUCAGCUUGCUCAAAUUUCCCCAGUUGCAAACGUGGUGGCCAACCAGGUUGCUUGGAAUCAAAGUGGAAAAUAUGUUGCCACGGUGUUUACAACUCCACAAGAGAAGUUUCAUAGUGAUUGUCACAGUGAACCAGAUGACCCUCGUGAGAGUUUUACUAUCUGGUCCUCCGAUGGAAAGCGUCUUUUUGUUCAUCAGUGUCAAUUUCCUAUAACCCAGCUGGAUUGGCGCCCUUACGGAGGAAUCAUAGAUGAUGACAUGCUUAAGAAGCAAUGAAGAAGAAUGCUUUACUCUUUAUAUAAAUUUAUGCAAGUAUUUAAACUUCUUAUGUUAUUUGUCAACUUCUCUGCAAGUAUUCUCUUUGGUAGAAUAAAUAACUUGUUUUUUCUUAUUUUUGUCAGCACUCAUUUAACUUGUUAUAAAGCUACUAUUUGGUCCAAUAGAGGUAGGAAGAUUAUGCCUUUGAAUGUUUAACACAUGUACGCUGCUUUUGUUUUAGUAUUCGAGCAUCAUUGUUGUUUAGCAGAGAGCACAUUUGUUCAACUCAUCAUAUGAUGUAGCUAGUUUUCUU